Panicum virgatum (switchgrass) is the source of this 3451-nucleotide messenger RNA. RefSeq names its product probable ion channel CASTOR. Gene Ontology annotation, biological process: monoatomic ion transport. The coding region runs from base 54 to 2789 and encodes 911 amino acids. The record is from RefSeq and is a predicted model, not a curated record. Lineage: Eukaryota; Viridiplantae; Streptophyta; Magnoliopsida; Poales; Poaceae. The transcript has 12 exons.
UCCCUCCCACUCGUCACCAGCAUCCGCCGCCCCUCUACUCGGAAAUCCCCGAAAUGCCCCUGGACCCCGACCCCUCGUCGCCGCCGCCGCCGGCGCAGCACCGCGACUGGUUCUUCCCGCCGGCGCCACCGUUCCUCCCCUCCUCCAGAGCCCGAACCCCCAGGACACCCUUCCCCUCCACCUACCGCUCCUCCAAGCCCUACUCCGUCUAUUCCCUCGCCGACCGCCGGCCGCCUCCUACACCACGCUCCCGCUCGCGCUCCCCGCACCCACCGCCGGAGCAGCAGCAGCAGCAGACGCCGCCGCCUCCGUCCGCGCCGCGCCGCCGUGACCCCCGGUACGCCGGCGUCCGCCGCGAUGAUGCCCGUACGGCUGCCUUGGAGAAAGCCGCGCCCCCGACGGCCGCGCCGGCGCACGGGAGGAAGCCUGCAGCAUCGGCGAUCACCCCGCGAUGCUCGGGGAUGCUCUCAGCGGCGGUUAUUUUACUGUGCUUGGCCUCCCUUCUCCGUAGGAACUUCUCGUUACACGAUCAGGUUUACCAUUUACAGGAACAGCUCACGGUAGCUACUGCGAAACUUCAGUCAUGUAUUGUAGGCUCCUCAUUGGAUAUGACCGACAUUGAUUUUCUGUAUCAGGAUGACAGUAUUACCAUGCCAAACAGAAGUCUUAAGAACUUUUCCCUGCUUAUCUCCCUUUCUGUACUAUAUGCGCCACUAGUAAUUCUCAAGUACAUAGACCUUGUGUCAAAGAUAAGGAGGUCACGUGACCCAGAAGAAGUUCCCAUAAACAAGCGGUUCGCAUACAGAGUUGAUAUAUUUUUGUCACUUCACCCGUAUGCUAAACCGUUGGUUCUACUUGUUGCUACAUUGUUGCUCAUUGCUCUUGGUGGGCUAGCUCUGUAUGGUGUGACUGAUGAUAGCUUAACUGAUUGUCUUUGGCUGUCCUGGACCUUCGUUGCUGACUCUGGGAACCAUGCCAACGCUGUGGGUUUUGGACCCAAGCUGGUUUCAGUUUCAAUUAGUAUUGGUGGGAUGUUGGUUUUUGCCAUGAUGCUUGGUCUUGUCACCGAUUCAAUCUCUGAAAAGUUUGAUUCUUUGAGGAAAGGAAGAAGUGAAGUCAUAGAGCAGAGCCACACUCUGAUUCUUGGAUGGAGCGACAAGUUGGGAUCUUUGCUGAACCAAAUAGCUAUUGCUAAUGAAAGCUUGGGAGGUGGGACCAUUGUAGUGAUGGCAGAGAGAGACAAAGAGGAAAUGGAAGCAGACAUUGCUAAAAUGGAGUUUGACUUGAAAGGAACAGCUGUAAUAUGUAGAAGUGGAAGCCCUCUGAUUCUUGCUGACUUGAAAAAGCACUUCGCUUCUGUCUAUAUGUGCCUUUUUCCAACUAAAUAUACCUUCAUGCACAAGGUCUCAGUUUCAAAGGCGCGAGCAAUUGUGGUUCUAGCGGAAGAAGGAAAUGCUGACCAGAGCGAUGCACGGGCACUGCGAACAGUCUUGAGUUUAACUGGAGUUAAAGAGGGACUAAGAGGUCACAUAGUAGUUGAGCUUAGUGAUCUUGACAAUGAAGUUCUAGUCAAGCUUGUUGGUGGAGAUCUCGUGGAAACUGUUGUUGCACAUGAUGUGAUAGGUCGAUUGAUGAUACAGUGUGCACGCCAGCCAGGCCUUGCUCAGAUAUGGGAAGAUAUUCUUGGCUUUGAGAACUGUGAAUUCUACAUUAAGAGAUGGCCUAAGUUGGAUGGAAUGCGAUUUGAAGAUGUGCUGAUUAGCUUUCCAGACGCUGUUCCGUGUGGCAUAAAAGUGGCAUCUUAUAGGGGCAAGAUUAUUUUGAACCCUGAUGAUUGUUAUGUUUUGCAAGAGGGUGAUGAGGUGAUAGUAAUUGCUGAAGAUGAUGACACAUAUGCCCCAGCACCGUUGCCCAAGGUUAGGAGAGGGUAUCUGCCUAAAGAUUUUGUUGUUCCAAAGUCUCCAGAAAGAAUAUUGUUUUGUGGUUGGCGCCGUGAUAUAGAAGAUAUGAUAAUGGUACUUGAUGCUUUCCUUGCGCCAGGAUCAGAGUUGUGGAUGUUUAACGACGUCCCUGAGGUUGACAGGGAAAGAAAGUUGAUUGAUGGAGGUCUGGACUUCAGUCGUCUGGAUAAUAUUACUUUAGUGCAUCGUGAAGGAAAUGCUGUCAUUCGCCGUCACCUGGAGAGCCUUCCUUUAGAAUCAUUUGAUUCUAUCCUGAUUUUGGCAGAUGAAUCUGUAGAAGAUUCAGCAAUCCAAGCUGACUCGAGGUCACUUGCAACAUUACUGCUGAUCAGAGAUAUUCAGGCAAAACGACUUCCAUACAGGGAAGCGAUGGUUUCACAUGUUCCCCGUGGGACCUUUUCUGAAGGUUCUUGGAUAGGGGAGAUGCAACAAGCAUCUGACAAAUCUGUUAUAAUCAGCGAGAUUUUGGAUCCUAGGACAAAAAAUUUGUUGACAAUGUCAAAAAUCAGUGACUAUGUUCUUUCAAAUGAACUUGUUAGCAUGGCAUUGGCAAUGGUUGCAGAAGAUCGGCAGAUAAAUGAUGUCUUGGAGGAGCUCUUUGCCGAACAGGGAAAUGAAAUGCAAAUACGACCAUCCGAUCUGUACCUUAGAGAUGAAGAGGAGUUAAAUUUCUUUGAGGUCAUUUUACGUGCUAGACAGAGGAAAGAGAUUGUCAUUGGGUACCGUCUUGAAGGAGCUGAGCGUGCCAUAAUCAAUCCAAUAGACAAAGUUUCAAGGCGAAGGUGGUCGCCCAAGGAUGUUUUUGUUGUUAUAUCCGAGAAAGAAUGAGCUACAUCAAAUUACAGUUAACAUGAAAAGCUGCCAAGCCCACCUAAGGAAAAACAGGCAGCAGUGCCAUGGGAUGCAUCAACAAGUGCAGACAGCUGUUUCAUUCUGAUGCUCGUUUGGCGAAGGCAAGCACGAGUGCGAAGGAGCAAAGCAAAAACAUGGACCAAAUUUUGGAUACCUUGGUUUGCCAUGUACAAAUACAGAAAAAUGCUGCAAUAUGGUUUAAAAGGCUGUGAACCGAAUACAUGACACAAGCUUUGGAAGUUUGGAUUGAUCCAGUUCAUUUGUAUAUUCUUGUCUGUGUAACUUCCAUAUACACAUUACACAACAAGCAGAGCAUCACCCAUGUUAAGGGCUUAAAGCUCCUGAGUGUCGACACCGAGCGGGGAUACAAUUUUUCUAAGUGAGGCUGUUAUACUUAUACCCUUGCGAUAGACUGCAGUGUUUGUUCAGCAUGGCAGUUCCAUUGCUUAGUUUCAGCGUUUUGUACAAAUUGAGGAAACCAUUUGGCGUUGUUACAAACAAUUUUGCUGUAUUUCUUCAUAUUCGUGAAUAGCAUGAGAUGCCUGUCAUUCAUGUAAAUAUGUAACCGGAAGAUCAUGUGAGGACCCAAUUUUCGGUGCUUAGAUAUUUAUAUGCCUUAUAUAUUAGUUUAUAUUUCA